UUGGAACGGUUUCGUGAAGCGUUAGCUGACGAUGUGGUAUUGAAAGCUGACGGAGCAAAAGCGCGAUGGAAGAUGAAGAUGGUAAUGUAGGGGAAAAGAAAGAAGAGAGAGCAGAAAAAGAGGACGAGCAGAAGGAAACUGAGGGCGAGAGGGAGGGGAGCGGAAUCAAAACAGUCGGGGCCGGAGUCAGUGGCCAUGCGCAGUUUCCAUUGCGGGGAGCAAGUGAAUGACGGCAAGUGAAUGUCGAUGUCGACGGGAAGAAAAAACAGCUGCAGGUCGCGAAGGCCACCCGAGGGGCGCAGAAGCAGAA
Molecule: messenger RNA, 310 nt
Organism: Aspergillus wentii DTO 134E9
Lineage: Eukaryota; Fungi; Ascomycota; Eurotiomycetes; Eurotiales; Aspergillaceae
Exons: 1
Coding region: 66-230 (54 amino acids)
Source: RefSeq, a predicted model, not a curated record